GCGCCUCGCCGAGGAUGGGCGGGGGGAAAUGCGACAGACAGUGCGGUCACUUCCGGCCCGGGAGCGCGCGGGUUGAUUCGUCCUUCCUCAGCCGCUGGCGCUCGCAGCUCGGAAAUGGCGGGAUUUGGUGCAAUGGAGAAAUUUUUGGUAGAAUAUAAGAGUGCAGUGGAAAAGAAGCUGGCCGAGUACAAAUGUAACACCAACACAGCAAUCGAACUAAAAUUAGUUCGUUUUCCUGAAGAUCUUGAGAAUGACAUAAGAACGUUCUUUCCCGAAUAUACCCAUCAGCUCUUUGGGGAUGAUGAAACUGCUUUUGGUUAUAAAGGUUUGAAGAUCCUGUUGUAUUAUAUUGCUGGUAGCCUAUCAACAAUGUUCCGUGUUGAAUAUGCAUCUAAAGUUGAUGAGAAUUUUGACUGUGUGGAGGCAGAUGAUGUGGAAGGAAAAAUCAGACAAAUCAUUCCACCUGGGUUUUGCACAAACACAAAUGAUUUUCUUUCUUUGCUGGAAAAGGAGGUUGAUUUCAAGCCAUUUGGGACCUUACUCCAUACAUACUCAGUUCUCAGUCCAACAGGAGGAGAAAACUUUACUUUUCAGAUAUACAAGGCUGACAUGACAUGUAGAGGCUUUCGAGAAUAUCAUGAAAGGCUUCAGACCUUUUUGAUGUGGUUUAUUGAAACUGCUAGCUUUAUUGACAUGGAUGAUGAAAGAUGGCACUACUUUCUAGUAUUUGAGAAGUAUAAUAAGGAUGGAGCUACGCUCUUUGCGACCGUAGGCUACAUGACAGUCUAUAAUUACUAUGUGUACCCAGACAAAACCCGGCCACGUGUAAGUCAGAUGCUGAUAUUGACUCCAUUUCAAGGACAAGGCCAUGGUGCUCAACUUCUUGAAACAGUUCAUAGGUACUACAUUGCAUCUCCUUCAGUUCUUGAUAUUACAGCGGAAGAUCCAUCCAAAAGCUAUGUGAAACUAAGAGACUUUGUGCUUGCAAAGCUUUGUCAAGAUUUGCCCUGUUUUUCCCAGGAAAAGUUAAUGCAAGGAUUCAAUGAAGAUAUGGCGAUACAAGCACAGCAGAAGUUCAAAAUAAAUAAGCAACAUGCUAGACGGGUUUAUGAAAUUCUCCGAUUGCUAGUAACUGACAUGAGUGAUGCUGAACAGUACAGAAGCUAUAGACUGGAUAUAAAAAGACGACUAAUCAGCCCAUACAAGAAAAAGCAGAGAGAUCUUGCCAAGAUGAGAAAAUGCCUCAGACCAGAAGAACUGACAAACCAGAUGAACCAGAUAGAAAUAAGCAUGCAACAUGAACAGCUAGAAGAAAGCUUUCAGGAAUUGGUGGAAGACUACCGACGUGUUAUUGAACGGCUAGCUCAAGAAUAACGAUUGUCCUAUUCUAUUCAGGAAGCUUCUACAUUUCUGUACAUUGUGCUGUGAAAACUCUGAUGAUUAUUUUAAUUUUAAAAUCUUGUAACAUUUUACUUACAUUAAAAGUUAUCUAUGUUAUCUUUAGUGGAAUAUUUUCUUUUUGAGAGAUUGUAUAUUUUAAAAUACUGUCUAGAGUUUAUGAACAUAUAUUCCAUUAAAAAAAAGAUGGCUUGUGAACUAUUGCAAUUGCUUUUCUUCUUAAAAAGUAUAAUAAAUGCUUAGUUG
Nannospalax galili (Upper Galilee mountains blind mole rat) is the source of this 1644-nucleotide messenger RNA. It is a transcript of the gene Hat1, whose product is annotated as histone acetyltransferase 1. The transcript is spliced from 11 exons. Gene Ontology annotation, molecular function: histone binding; histone H4 acetyltransferase activity. The record is from RefSeq and is a predicted model, not a curated record. Gene Ontology annotation, biological process: subtelomeric heterochromatin formation. Gene Ontology annotation, cellular component: nucleus. NCBI's taxonomy places the organism in Eukaryota, Metazoa, Chordata, Mammalia, Rodentia, Spalacidae. The coding region runs from base 115 to 1374 and encodes 419 amino acids.